Sclerotinia borealis F-4128 is the source of this 1245-nucleotide messenger RNA. Lineage: Eukaryota; Fungi; Ascomycota; Leotiomycetes; Helotiales; Sclerotiniaceae. The record is from the annotation of a GenBank genome assembly.
AUGAGAGUACUCACCCGUUUUGGUGCUUGGGGGGCUGGACUUAUCUCGAUUGCCGGCACUGCAGUUAUCUACACCGCCAAUACUCCUAGCGCUUUUCUUGGCGGUAAAAUAAUUAAUGCUUUCGGACUCGGCAUGGCUUUGACUACUGGUCAAAUCUACGUAUCGGAGAUUACCCCUCUCAAGAUUCGGGGGGUUGCACUAUCAGCGUACGCUUUUAGCAUGAACCCAGGAUAUCUAAUCGCAGUCUCUGUCGCCUUCGACCGUGUAGCAAUCAUGGACCAAUCGUCAUACAAAGUUCUCUUCGCCUCAAAUUGGGUCUGGCCUCUCAUCAUUGUCAUAUUCUGUUUUGUCAUCCCUGAAUCUCCCUAUCAUCUGGUCAGAAAGGGAAGUUUAUCCUCUGCCACCAGCGCUCUCUCCAAACUCUACAACAAAUCCAUCUCAGUCGAACCCCUCCUUGCCAGCAUGGUCCAAAUCACUCGCGAGGAGAGAUUCCAAGCCAGCGAAAGUAGUGAAACUUCGUACAUGGACCUAUUCAAAGGAACGAAUUGGCGCAGAACAAGAAUCAUCCUUUACAUCAAUGGUAUCAAUCAAAUGAUCGGUGCUACUUUUAUUGCGAACGCUCCAUACUUUAUGAUCAAUGCGGGCCUAUCGUCCUCUCAAGCUUCCAUGAUAAUCGAGCUGAGCAUUGGGUUUGCCUUGAUUAGCAGUUUCUUUACAUUUUGGUUCAUGACAUUCAUUGGGAGAAGAAAGAUGAUCUUAUCCGGUAUAGUACUUGCUAUCGUUUUAUUUCUGAUUAUGGGAAUCGCAGCAAGUGUAUCUUCAUACAAGGUAUCCUUAUGGUGCGUCGGUAUAACCCUCCAAUUAGUAUGGUUCACCAUCGGCCCCUCAAUCAGCCCUUCCAUAUCCCUCGCCGGAGAAAUCUCAUCCCUUCGUCUCCGCGCUAAAUCCCAGUCCCUGGGUUUUCUCUUCAACUACACAUAUUCUACGAUCUGGAAUGUAGUCGUUCCCUACAUGUUCAAUACCAACGAAGGAAACCUAGGUGGUAAGAUGGGAUGGAUUUUUUGUGCAACGGCUUGUAUUGCGUGGUUUAUGGUUUGGGCGGAGAUUCCGGAGAUCAAGGAUAGAAGUUAUAGAGAAUUGGAUGAGAUGUUUAGUAGAGGAGUGGGAGCGAGGAAGUUUAAGGGCUAUUGUACAGAGAGGAGUGUGGAGAAUACGAAGGUUGUAGAGAAUCACCAAGGUGUUUGA